This is a messenger RNA of Myotis myotis, 1503 nucleotides long. RefSeq names its product collagen alpha-1(III) chain-like. Gene Ontology annotation, molecular function: DNA binding. NCBI's taxonomy places the organism in Eukaryota, Metazoa, Chordata, Mammalia, Chiroptera, Vespertilionidae. Bases 1 to 1326 code for a protein of 441 amino acids. The record is from RefSeq and is a predicted model, not a curated record. The transcript is spliced from 3 exons.
AUGUCUCCAGAUAAAACUCUCCAGAAGGAAGUCGCUGUGAAACUCAAGCCACUGGACUUAACAAUCAAAACGUGGUUCAGGAACCCACGAGCCAAACUGAGGAAGCAGCAGCAGCAGCUGCCACGAAGGCAACCACGUCAGAUUCCUCCAGCCAAGAACGAGCCCCUUGCCCCCAGCGCCAACCAGUCCUUAUUCUUUUCCCCUGUAGCUUCAGAUUCCUAUAGCUCCCGUCCACCUCAGCCCUCGGGCCCUGCCAGCUGCUCGGGUGGCAGCCUGGGAUCCGGAGCCGGUUCGAUUCGCGAGACGCAGAGACCGUCGGAGGUGAGGGAGCCGCGGCCCCUGGGACGGACCCGGCUGGGCUGGGAACCCGCGCGUCUGUGUGCCCACGGGGGCCAGCGAGGAGGUGAUUCGCGGGGACCGGAGACUCCGGACCAGGGAUGGACCGGCGGAGUCCCGAACACCCCCAGGCGGCGGGCAGGGCGCCCACCAGUCCCCGGCCUCGCCCCGGCCAGGCCCGGCCCCCGCCAGCACAGUGACCCAUUUGGCUGGCACCGUGCUCCCGGGAGGCCCGCCCCGCGCCCCGGAGCCGCGGCCCCGCGCGGGUGGGCGCGCUGCAGCCCGUCAAUCGGGAAGCGCUGGGACCCACGCACCUCUCCCACCGCCGCCCGGCCCGGCCCAGCCUGCCCUCCGGGGCGAUGGGGACCCCGGCCCGGCCUGCCCUCCGGGGCGUCGGGGACCCCGGCCCAGCCUGCCCUCCGGGGCGACGGGCUGCGGGGCCGGGUGGGCUCUGCACAGCGGAGCCCUGGAUGUGCGGUGUCGCCGGGUGGGACGCGGGGUGGGGUCGAAACUCGGAGGGUGAGGCUUUGCAGGGCGCUGAGUCAGGGGCUUGAGGUGGGACCCGGGCCAGCCCAGAACCCCCCCCCCCCCCCCCCCCCCCCCCCCGCCAAGGCCAGGGCUGAGCGCAGCGGGAGGGCCCUUCGGGUGCCGCCGCUCGUCCCGCGACCAGGUGGGGGCACUGGGCCUCCUCCCGGGAGGAAUCUUGGAACCGGGUUUGGCACGUCAGGGCGUCCAGGCAGCGCCCGCCUCCCGCCCUCCAGUCGCGUUUCGGGGAGGACUUUCGGGCUGUUUUGUUUUCUUGGCUCCCGUCUAUUUUUAUUUUCCAGGGGUCUGACUCAGCCGGGCUUUGGGCGUGGAGAUAAGGUGGAGGGACCAGGUCCUGCGCGCCUGUGCGCGCGCGCGAGUGCGUGUGAGUGUGUGCGCGUGUGUGAGUGCGUGUGUGUGAGUGCGCGCGCGCGUGUGUGUGUGAAUGUGCGUGUGUGUAUGUGAGUGCACGUGUGUGUGUGUGAGUGAGUGUGUUGUGCGUGUGAGUGUGUGCCCGCGCUGUGUGCGUGUGAGUGACAGAUGGCGCCAGAGCGCGCGGUUUCCCCGCAGCCGGCGGUUUGGGAAGCCCGGCUGGGUCAGCGUGACGUGUUCGCCGCCCCCCGCCCCCCGCCCCCUCCCCUU